Molecule: messenger RNA, 2947 nt
Organism: Durotheca rogersii
Lineage: Eukaryota; Fungi; Ascomycota; Sordariomycetes; Xylariales; Xylariaceae
Exons: 3
Coding region: 551-2785 (744 amino acids)
Source: RefSeq, a predicted model, not a curated record
UACCUACCCACCUACCUCCCUCCCUCCCUCCUCUCCUCUGUCUACGAUAUGACGGUAUUGUACGUGGGGAAAUAGGUACCUACCUACCUACCUAUCUAGGUAGGCAAACGGAGAGGCAGACAAGUCGGCCAGGACGGGCGGCCAGCACCGAACCGAGCCGCAACAAUAACAACCUUAGCAGGAGGCGUAGCCACGACUUUCUCACAGCCUCGCCGCCCCCGCCUUCGACUAUAUCCCCAAGGCUUACUCCCCUCUCUAGCUCCCCUUUUCAACUCCCCAUCUCCCGCCCAGCUCCCUUCCUUUUAAUCCUACCCGACCUUGCUCUUCCCAUGUCUACUCUGGUCAAGCUUCAAAGACGAGAGGCGUCUUACCCGUUACACACGGCGAGUGGCGAAUAGCUACCGGCCACAACCUCCCCCCCCCCCCCUUUCCUGCACGAGCCUCGCAUCGUAGCCGACUAUCAGCAGCAACGCAGCUAGAUAAAUACCUUCGUCCCUUUCAGAACACAUCCUAAACACGAACUCAAGCUAGAAACCUACCCGUGUUAGCCAUGACCUACCCGAAUUCUCUCUCUGGGUCGGCGAGCCCUCCCUGUGACGACUUCCAGACCGGCGAGCCGGCUAGCUUGCCUACUUCGCCUGGCCAGUGGAGCCAGCUCGAUAAUAUCAUCGGCGGGCUCCUGGAUAAGCGGCAGGAUCUCGACAUUAAUGACCUCCUUCUCAGUUGUAAUAAAGGCGACACCCUUGUCGUCGUCAACUUCCCUGCCAACUUCGUCGAUUGCAAGGGCGCUGCCUGGACCUCGAAAAGGUUCUUGGUUGAUUCUUCGAAGCUCCUCGGGACCGGUUCCAGCGUCUUCGCAAACCUCCUGUCCCCGCAAUCGCAGACUCGUUUUCGGAGGAGGAUGGAGAACGCCGGCGAGUCGCUCUCGUGCGACUUUGUCGUCGAUCUUACGCCCCCAGACGAAGGCGAUGAGCUGGCAGCACAAAUCAUGGAGCUAUCUCUACCCGUCGGAGUCAGGGACUGGUGGAUAUCUCAUGAGAGGCUUGGCAUAUCUCCCGAGCUCGUCUCGGGGCAUGACGACCACUGCCCUCAUCACGACGAAGUCCCGAUAGACUGCGAGAGGUGUGAAGGCUACGUGCCGAGCAACGCGCUGCCUGAUCCUGUAGUCCAGGGAACCUUGGACCUGGACGAUAUCAAGAUGUCUCCUCGGAGAAUGAUAGAAGAGUACUGCUCUGUACGCCACAGAGCCAACAUCAUCCGCCUCGUCUUAGCUAUUCAGGGGUACAGUCUCGUGUUGGAUUCUGCGCCGCGUGCCUAUACGGUAUCAGGGGUCGCCAGCAUGCUGGAUUGCGCGAGCGUUGCUCGAGAUCCCAUAUGUGCCUGGCUCAUGGCGGAGCCGAACAGCGACUUCAUCGAUAUCCACCCCGAGGCUGCUUUGAAGAUGGCGUGGUCGUUGAAGCUGGCCGAUAUUAGCCGAGCAGCCUUCCGCAUUCUCGUGGUUGAGAAAGCUCUCGGUGUCCUUUCCACACGGCCUUGCGACGAUCAAUACACAGUUUUCGGCCGCCCUCGCGAAGGUGUACCCGAAGCACACGAUACAGCCAUCCAGUACGCCUCGUAUAAAUUUGCCGACCGGGUUCGAGGAACGUACAAUAGCCUGUGCGAGCACAGGCCCCUAGAUGUGCUGGAUAUUUCCGAGUACCAAAGACUGUUGCGAAUUGGCAGCUGCCUCAUGGAUGCCAUCCGUAAGGAUUCAAAUCGGCUGGACAACUCUCCACUGCGAGAAGCCCUCGACUGCCAAGAGGCGUGUGUGGACGGUCUUAACGAAUACAUGAGAAACUUGGUAACACUAGCCAUGUCACCUAUGGAUUACGGUCCACAGCACCACCUUGACCAGGAUCGCAGGUGCUAUGUCCCCCGUAGUCGAUGGGCCGACACUAGGGCGGUAUAUCGUGGGUUACGCCGUGCCCAACGUUUGCUCAUCCCGGAGUUCUGGGAGAGUCUCGAUGUGAACGUAACCAGGCGCCCAAGCGUACCAGUCCGCGUGUGUCGGCUGAUGUAUGAUUUUAAUACGAAGUUGGGCUCCGCAUUAGAGUGCAUCCCCUCCCCCCUUCUUGAGCAGCAUAAUAUUGACCUACUGCGGCCCCAUUUCGACGUAUCCCGGUUUAUUCAAGACCUCACAAUAUCGCUUCAUACCCAGUACCUAACCUGGGCAAGACCAACAGUGGAAGUUCCACUCAACAGGCCGACGCUGAAAGUUCCGCUCGGUCGAACGAGGCACUUGGUUCUGGCAUUGCUUGACGACGAGUUUGACUACCUGCCGCUGUGGGCCGGUGGGCUUGACGACGGAACGGGCGGCGCCUUCGAGAGUAGCGUCCCGGAUGCGGAACUAGGACCGGUAGGCCCGGGCCCGGCUUACCACACAGGUAUUACCGUGGCGACGGACGUCUCGAGCAUCUGCCAAUCUGAGAAGACUCUGGACAAUUCCGAAACCGGGACCUUGACUGUCGGGAGGUCCCUCGCCGCCGCGCUCUCCAACGCCGAGUCCAACGUGAGGCCCAAUAAUGUUUGGCAGGGAGUGACGCACCCCGAGCCCACUCAGGUCACCCGCGCUCCUCCCUCUGGCAUCGCCGAUGACGAGACGUUGCAGGAAAGCUGGAUUAACAUCUCGGACGACGACGACGUCCUUGAUGAAGAUGACUUCGAUUCCGACCAGGACGACGAGAAGAACGGCACGACUGAUGACGAGGACGUUUGGUCCGAGGUGGAAGCCCCCCUGGGAGUUUAGGGAACCGACGAAUUACACGUGAAUAGGCCUGUCCACGUCCACUAUGUCACUGGGUCAGCCAAGGGGGUUGAAUAGUAUAGAAGAAUGGCGGGGGCUAACGCUCAUCGACGCGCACAAGAUUAUCUAACAUAUCAGAUAUCAGACGUGAUUAGGUGGGAGGGA